UUGCCAACUUUGGAGACCGCGCGUCUGCUGGAGUGCGCCCCGGGUGCGCUUUUUUCUUUUUUUUUUUUUUUUUAACUAUUCUUCUUCUUCUUAUUCCAAUCCCCAUCGAGGUGAUUAAAACCGGACCCAAAGAUGAACGACACGGACAUAUUCUGCAAAAACAACCAAACAGACAACUUAACAGACUCAUCAUGUGUGAGCACCACUCCUCCACCUUACAGCCACAUCGACAUCACUACUUUCAUGCACAUAUUUCCAACUAUUUAUGGCAUUUUGUGUUCGGUUGGAGUUAUAGCCAAUGGACUCGUUAUUUACGCAGUGGUGGCGUGCAAGAAAAAAAUGGUUUCGGACAUCUACGUGCUGAACUUGGCUAUAGCUGACAUGCUGUUUCUGCUGGUGAUGCCCUUCAACAUCCACCAGCUGGUCAGAGACAGACAGUGGGUCUUCGGAAACUUUAUGUGCAAAGCGGUUGUAGUGGUGGAUGUGAGCAACCAGUUCACCACAGUGGGAAUAGUAACUGUGUUGUGCAUUGAUCGGUACAUAGCGAUUGUCCACCCCACCUCGGAGAAGAGGACCAUCCAGUGGACCAUCAUCAUCAACAUCCUGGUGUGGCUGGGCAGCUUCCUGCUCACUGUUCCCGUCAUGAUGUACGCCAAGGUUGUGCGCCCACAACAUCUGGAUGUGUGUAUGAUGUACCUGGAUGGACCCGAGGACAUGUACUGGUACACCCUCUACCAGUCCAUCCUGGGCUUCAUCAUCCCCCUCAUCAUCAUCAGCACCUUUUACUCGCUCACGCUUUACCACGUCUUCAGCUCCAUCCGUCGGGUCAAACGCAAGCAGUCGGUGUGGGCCAAGAGGGCCACCAAGAUGGUCCUGAUGGUUAUCGCGUUGUUCCUCAUCUGCUGGUCGCCCUACCACGUCAUCCAGGUGGUCAACCUGAGCAACAACACGCCGACCAUUGCCUUCGUCUACGCUUACAACAUUAGCAUCUGCCUCAGCUACUCCCACAGUUGCAUCAAUCCGCUCAUGCUGCUCCUAUUCGCUCAGAAUUACCGCGAGCGUCUUUGCCGCAGAAAUGCUUUGCACAGCUCCCAGCAAUCAUCAAAAGUCACGGUGGUCAAAAUGGACGCUUCUAGUACCGCCAAUGACCCCAGCUACCGUUGUACUGUCAUCUAAUCAGUCAGAAUCACUCUGUACAUAGACAUGUAAAGGUUUUUAUACUCGCACAAGGAAGAGGAAGACGCCUCCUGUAAAGAACUCUGUAGCUUUUCAUUCUAAACGACAAAAAAUCAGAAAUCGAAGCUGGACAACAACAAAAAAAAAACCACCCUGAUGCCUGAGUAUCAAUAUCAGGCAAGACUGAAAAAUGUUAAAUACAUGUGAGAUGACUGGUCAGAGGAAGGUGGACAUGCCAAAAAAACAUGGACAGCAGCUGCCUCUGAGCUACAACAGGGAAUAUUAGCAUUUACUGUCAAAGAUGAGAACAGACGGAGGAGCAUCUUAGGUGUAGACCAGGAGCAUUCACUGGCCUUCAUUAGCAAAAGGCUUAAACCCAAACGUUAUGCUAACUACACUCAAGUGCAGCUUGUGAAAUCAGUCAUGGUUUAACAUUAGCGCAACCAGGCCUGAAUGAAGUAAGGAGGUAAUGAGUGGUUUGUUAUUCGUCUGAACAGCAGUGUCCUGUGGCAAACUUAUCGGACUUAACUUCUAAUUUAAGUCUCAACCACAAAUUUAUUAAUGUUGCCACUGUAUGUACUGUAUAUCAUAAGGAUUUAUAGAUGACCUGAGGAUACUGAUGAGUUAAGCUGUGCCUAAUAAUUGUCAUAAAUGAUUUGCAAUGUUUGAUGCAACACAAAAACUGUACACAAUGACAAAUACUGGUCUCAUCAUGAGCAUAUAUUAAAGGUCUCUUCUUUUGUUACUUUAAAGAUUCAUCAGAGGAGAUGAUUAUAUUCAUUUUAGCCUCUAAUACCUCAAAUUGCAGCAUAAAAUACCAGUUAUUUUAUGCCACAGAAAAAAAAAACAUUCGUUAUUAUGGUCUAUAAUGGCCAUUUGAGGCUGGCUUCCACAUCCCCAGACCUCCAUCCACCUUUACAGCAGGAAUGAACAUGGUGCAGCAAGGAACAAAAACACUCUUUAGCUAAUAUCCUUAUUCAUUAGAACUGAAUGGGGGGUGGAUUUUCUGUAAUUCACCCGUUUCAUUGAUAUUAAAGUUAGUUCUGCAGGGGGGUGGCUCCUGUGAUUGACAGGUGAGUCCCAUCUGUGUGUCUGACGUGGGCUUUGACUGCUACUUCAGAUAACCACAGCUUCUGUUUGUUGGUUAAAACAUAUUUUUUCUGGACCGGUAGCUCUGCUGUAGUUAUGUUAAAGAAGUGACACUAAGAAGACUGUCACUACUAAUGACACUAAGAGGGUUCUGUAAUGAAGUUUAUUGGCACUUUGUUAU
This is a messenger RNA of Sphaeramia orbicularis (orbiculate cardinalfish), 2446 nucleotides long. RefSeq names its product melanin concentrating hormone receptor 2b (gene mchr2b). The transcript has 2 exons. Bases 133 to 1176 code for a protein of 347 amino acids. Gene Ontology annotation, biological process: neuropeptide signaling pathway. The record is from RefSeq and is a predicted model, not a curated record. Gene Ontology annotation, cellular component: neuron projection; plasma membrane. Gene Ontology annotation, molecular function: neuropeptide binding; G protein-coupled receptor activity. NCBI's taxonomy places the organism in Eukaryota, Metazoa, Chordata, Actinopteri, Kurtiformes, Apogonidae.